AAUUUACCGUUGUAUAGUUCGCCAACUCACUGCUACACUGGUCUACUUCAAAUUUUGUAUUUCAUAGAAGUUCUUCUUUCCCAUCUUUCCGAAGCGUCUAUCCCUAUGAAGAAUCACAUUAAUUAAUCUUAUUUCACACCUCAAGAUGACACGAAAUAGCACGUCAGAUGCGGUAAAUGUAUUGCCGAAUGCUGUGCAAGUCAUCUCACAAGUUGCUGGAGCUGGUUCAUCACAAAGACGAGAAAUUCACGUCAAGAUACGACUACCAAAACAAGAGUUGUCCAAGUUGGAAAUUGAAGACGUUGUAGAAGACGACGACGACGACGAAGACAGCAUCCUUAGAAGCAGCCACAUUAUACCGACACUUCCUACAACGUUUGAGUACGAAAGUGAAGACCCUUUUUCGUCAGAAGGAGAUGAAUUUCUUCUUGAUGCUGAGUUGGAUAAGGCGAUAAAGUCAGUCUUUGGCGAUACUCCUGCCUCAGACACUAGUAGUCCUUCUACGAAAGAUCAUCCAAGGAUAACCACAAGGAAACCUGAUUUUCAAAAGGAAUCCACUCCGUUGAGAUCAUCCCAGAGACUAAGAGAAAAGAUUCAAAAACAAGAAAAAUUUGAACGACAGAUAGUAAAAGAGUCCGUCGUUGUACAUAAAGACCAACAUCAAGUCAAAAUCGUGGACGGGUACAAGCCGGUACCAAAACAUAUACUUCCUAUGAUUGAACAAGAGAUUGGAGCCAUGAACGAUGAGUUUGCAAUAGUAGACAAGUUCAUUUUCUCGUUGAAAGACCCCUUAGGUGCAAGCAAGAUCAAGUUGCCAGUGAAAUCAAUGUAUUGUAUCCAUUUUGAAUGCUUUGAUUUCAACAACUUCUGUCUUUUCAAUAAGAUCCCACCGGGAGUAAAGUUGUUGGUCAAAAAGGAUCUAGCCAAGAAGAGCUUUGAGAGCAUCAAGCUCCGAAAGCGGGUUCAUAAAGAAGUCAAAAGCGAAUACGUGACCAUUAUUCUGGACCCAAAGGCGUAUACUGCCAAGUUCAUUGCACCAAUGGGACCUAUCUACAAGUGUCCCAUAUGUGACCGUAGUUUUCCACUAAGUGAGCUAGUUAUGGGCGAUGCCUACAAUUACUUUGUCAAGUCUACACCUGUAGAUGCUGAACGUGUAGAGCUACUAGAUAUGAAUAGAUAUAAGGUAUUAGAUGACAAACGAAUACCGAAGGCUGUUGAGGAAGAAAUUAUAGUCCUUUCAGAUGAUGACGAUGAUAAUAAUAAUGGCAUUGUCAAUGCUAACUAUGAUGACAAAGUUAAUGCAAAUCAGGCGGAUACAGUUGGACUAGCACUGCUUCAAAAUCUACUGUAUGAUAGUGGAGAUGACUUAUUCGAUGAUGGUCUUGAUGAAGAGAUUCUCAAUCUUAGUGAAUCAGACUACCAAAGGUUCGGUCAAGGUAGCAGCUAUGACGAUCCUGUGACCAUAGACUAGGAAUUGUAUAUAUGUAUGUAACAUAAAGAUAAUGGGUUUUGGGAUAACGAAUAUAAAAGGGUCGUUGGAUU
Scheffersomyces stipitis CBS 6054 is the source of this 1542-nucleotide messenger RNA. RefSeq names its product Fgr3p (gene FGR3). NCBI's taxonomy places the organism in Eukaryota, Fungi, Ascomycota, Pichiomycetes, Serinales, Debaryomycetaceae. Gene Ontology annotation, molecular function: SUMO ligase activity. The transcript has a single exon. The coding region runs from base 146 to 1471 and encodes 441 amino acids. The record is from RefSeq and is a predicted model, not a curated record. Gene Ontology annotation, biological process: protein sumoylation.